UGACGUAAAGCAAUCUUGGAUUACCUGGAGCAAUAUCUGAUUACAAUUACCUACAGGUACAGAGCAACACUGGACAGCAUUACAAAGCACAUCCGGAUUGUUUACCUGGCUCUGGAAAAUGAAAAGUGACUAUAGGAGAAUACAUGGGUUAACUUGGACAUGGCUGGCAUUAUGGGUUUUUCAGUCUCGGACCUAUUCAGUUUCUUCAAUGAUAUUUUGGACCGCAUAUGUUGAGGUGUUCUACAUGAACCAAGAAACUAAUCAAACGAUGAGCAGUAUGUGUGAGUGCGGAGUGUAUGGAUCAAAAUCACCUUUGAAACAGGCCGCUGGAUUAGUGGGGCUUCCAAUUUCAGAUUCACUGGCCUGCCAGCCGAAUACCACAUUCAACAAAAAAGACGAGCCAUGGAUAGCUCUCAUCAAAAGAGGCAACUGUACCUAUUCAAAGAAAAUUCAAGCCGCUAGACGAGCGGGAGCAUCGGCCGCAGUCAUUUACAAUGUAGAUGGGCCUGGAAAUGGGACAAACACAAUGUCUCACGCAGAAACGGAAGGCAUAGUAGCAAUUAUGAUUGGACAUAAUCUGGGCAGAGACAUUAUAGACCUGAUUGAGAGUGGGACUGAUGUCUAUAUGAACAUAGAAGUGGCUAACCGACAUGGUCCCUGGAACCCUUUUUGGAUUUACAUCAUGUCUUUCAUCUUCUUUGGUAUAACAGCUAUUAUUCUGGGCUACUUCAUCUUUGUAGUCCUUAGCCGGUUCUACCAAAACCGACAGCUUCGGAUCCACCAGAAAAAGCUUAAAAAAGUGGCAGAGAAAGCUGUUGCCAAAUUAGAAGUUCGGACUCUUCGGCGAACUGAUCCGGAAGUUGAAGCAGAAGAGAGCAGCUGUGUUGUUUGCUUGGAUGCCUUUAUGAGGUGUGAUGUCGUGACAACUCUGCCUUGCAGCCAUAUUUUCCACAAAACGUGCAUUGAGCCAUGGUUACUGGAACAUCACACCUGUCCAAUGUGUAAAUAUGACAUUCUUAUAGGAGAGCCUGGCCAGGAAUCCCCUAUACCACCAGCAGAUGUCAGAUUUUAUCCAAGUUCUGUGUCAGGUUUACUGAUCAACUCCCCAGGGGUGGUCACGUCUACAGAGCAACAAGGAUUCCAGACUACUGAAUUUGCUGCUGAAGAGCAAAACAGCAGCCGAAUGGAUCACAGCUAUAUGAACCCAGCAUUUGAAGAGGAACACCAGAUCACUGACAUUUAUUCGCAUCAAGUUUAAAGAUUUCAUGCAGUUUCUUAAAUUGAAGUGUAUUUCCUAUUUUAUAGCAUGACAAUAAAGGAUCUGUGUACUUAUUUGUGCCAUUUAGAUCUAUUUGAACAAGUAGUACUAAUAACCAUAUUGCAAUGGUUUGUAUGUAUUUGAAUGAUAAAAAAAUAUGAAACUGAAAUCCAGCAGAUAUUUAGAAUGAAGUGUCACUAUAAAGUUCUUAAUUUAGAAAAAAAAUAUGCACAUUGCAGGUUUUCAAAAAUGUGUAGUUCAAGAUCAUUUGCUUAGUGGUCUGCUGUGCAAAGAAUAUUUUACUUAUGAAGAACCUCAAUAGAUUCUAAGAAUCUGCAAGUGAUUUAUGCAUGUUUCUGCACUGUGCAAUCAAAUAAUUUAUAGUUUUUCCCACGUACUAGUGUUUAAUCAUUAUUAUUGCUUACUGUUCAUAUGUUCAUUGGCCAGUGAGAUUAUAUAAAUAAAUACAAAUAUUUUAAUGA
Messenger RNA from Silurus meridionalis, 1740 nucleotides. It is a transcript of the gene rnf128b, whose product is annotated as RING finger protein 148. The transcript has 7 exons. NCBI's taxonomy places the organism in Eukaryota, Metazoa, Chordata, Actinopteri, Siluriformes, Siluridae. Bases 119 to 1258 code for a protein of 379 amino acids. The record is from RefSeq and is a predicted model, not a curated record.